CGCCGUCCAUUGGUUAACGCUGUGUCAUUAUUGCGCCGCUCAUUAUUGACAAGUAACAUCAUGGAAAGGUUGGUGUUUUUUGCUCUCCUCGCAUUGCUGCAACAAGGUGGUGCAGCAAAUGUCAAGCACCUUCCCGAGAUUGUUCACCAGGAGACGGCAGAGGAGAGGGAAGUUGCCGGGCAGAUUACAGUACACUGCCCCUCCCAGCCGAGCCAAGCUUUGGAUCAUCUCCUGCUGUACCUAAGUGCACAGGACAGCCUGGAGGGACAGGUUGAGCAGCUGAAGAACAGGACAGACAGCCUCGAUGGACAGCUGCAGCAACUAGCUCAGCAAGAACUGGCCGAAUUCCAGACCGAAGCUGAUCUCAAGGCCACCGUUGAGGCUCUUCAGGCGACAGUCAGCAGCCAGGACAGCAUCAUCCAGCAGCAGACUGCAACUUUACAGCAGCUUCAGGGAACUCUGCAGCAACUAGAGGCCACCAAUCAGCAACAAGCCAGCAGCUUGCAGCAACUAGAGGCCACCAAUUAGCAACAAGCCAGCAUGUUGCAGCAAAUGAAUAUCACUAUCCAGCAACAGGAAGCAAUCCUACAGCACCAGGAGGCAAUCCUGCAGCACCAUGACGCAACCCUGCAGCACCAUGACGCAACGCUGCA
Molecule: messenger RNA, 653 nt
Organism: Branchiostoma floridae (Florida lancelet)
Lineage: Eukaryota; Metazoa; Chordata; Leptocardii; Amphioxiformes; Branchiostomatidae
Exons: 2
Coding region: 61-528 (155 amino acids)
Source: RefSeq, a predicted model, not a curated record